This is a messenger RNA of Hyaena hyaena (striped hyena), 760 nucleotides long. RefSeq names its product SH3 domain binding glutamate rich protein like 3 (gene SH3BGRL3). Lineage: Eukaryota; Metazoa; Chordata; Mammalia; Carnivora; Hyaenidae. The transcript is spliced from 3 exons. Bases 119 to 400 code for a protein of 93 amino acids. Gene Ontology annotation, cellular component: cytoplasm. The record is from RefSeq and is a predicted model, not a curated record.
CGGGCUGAGCAGGAAGGAAACCGCUCCCGAUCGCGGCGGAGGCGUCGUCUCCAGGCCGUGCGGCUGCCGCUACAGCCAGCCCUCUGUCCGCUUGUCGGCUCGCCUGUCCACCCGCAGCAUGAGCGGCCUGCGCGUCUACAGCACGUCGGUCACCGGCUCCCGCGAAAUCAAGUCCCAGCAGAGCGAGGUGACCCGCAUCCUGGAUGGGAAGCGCAUCCAGUACCAGCUAGUGGACAUCUCCCAGGACAACGCCCUGCGGGACGAAAUGCGAGCCUUGGCGGGCAACCCCAAGGCCACGCCACCCCAGAUUGUCAACGGGGACCAGUACUGUGGGGACUAUGAGCUUUUCGUGGAGGCUGUGGAACAAAACACACUGCAGGAGUUCCUGAAACUGGCCUGAGCCCACCGGACUCCAGCACCACGUUCCCCCCUAGCCACCGCCGGCCAUGAAGGACCUUGUGACCAACUCCCUGUUAUUCCUAGCCUCCUGACCUUGGAAUCUCUCCCCGCAACCCAAGCCCUUCUCCCGCCCUAAUUUAGCCCCCUCUCUUCCAUUCAAAGGCAACAUUCCUUACCCACUAGUCUCAGAAAUUGUCUUAAGCAACAGCCCAAGUGCUGGCUGUUGUCAGCCAGGCCCUGAGGCUGCCACCCUGCCUGGCACUGGCUGGUGGGCACCUUUGUGGGUUCCAUUAGCCAGGGCUCUGCCAAAGGCCCCGCAUUCCUUGUCCCCUAGAGACAAUUAAAUGUCCCAUUCCAUUGA